UUGGUCUGGAGUGUUUGACUGGUCUGCCACCACACAACCCCGAUGACAGAGAUGGAGAUCUAAGGGUGCAGCACAUAGAGAAAUUGAGAGAUAAAAUACAGGAUAUUUGGCUGGCAAGAGACGAUAUUGGACCUGACGCUGAAACUGUUUUACAGCUAUGCAUCCAAUGUAUUGCUAGUCCAAGUAAAAAGAAUAUAUCUUCUGCAGAGAUCUGUCAGAAAUUGCAGGUUCUUCUUCAACAUCAAAGAAUCUACAGCUGGGAUAGAAAAAACAAAUUGGAACACAAAUGUGAAAUAUGUUUGAUAAAUCCUGCAGUUGCAGAUGAUGUGUUAACGCACAAGGCAAACUGCCUUUGCAAUAUAGCAGUAUGUAUUGCUUGUAUCAGAAAUUCAUACGUCAACAACAUCAAAUGCCAUUCUUGUGAUGCAGACAUAUUUCCAACAAUUGGACAUUUCUGGGCAGCACUACUUAUAAUUGGAAAUGACGUGAAAGACAGUGAAGUUGCGAGAGUUUUCAAGAAAGAUAUCAUGGAAGUAUACAGACUGAUCGUAUCAAUGUGUCCUCGAAUAAUGGGAAUAAGACCAGAAAACGUAUUUGUUGUUGAAGCAAAAUCACCUGGCCAGAAGGGAGACCUGAAGUCAAAGCUUGAAUCUGCUGUAGAGCAAAUGUCAAAGACAGACAAAACUCAGACAGUAUUGGUAUAUUAUUCCGGACACAGUGAUAAAAAUGGUUUAGAUUUAGAGAAUGAUCAGGUUUAUGUUACUGGAAAUGAAUUUAGCACUUACAUGAAAAGAAUUGUCACCUCCAGAAAUACAGCAACAGACUCGAUAGAGUUUAAAAAUGCUGUAUCACCUGCAGUUAGUCCAAAACGAUUCAUUUGUUUCCUCGAUUGCUGUCACCCCCCAAAUUUAACAAGCUUGCAUGAUCCCUGUGUAUGUGUUAUCCAGGUAAAUGCUUGCAGAUCUCAGCGUCAGUCAAUGGUAGAAGCAAAUGGCAGUGUUUUUACAAAAUUCUUCAUUCAAGCAUUAACUCAGUCAGCACAUGGGAAAGAAUGCAUUGAUGAUCAGUGUGAUUGUACACCAAUAAAAGGAAACUUUAUAACAGUUGAGCAGUUGGUUGAGUACAUGAGGUACCAUAUGAAAAGAUACCAAAGGAAAAGAAAUAUUGAGACGUACAAUGCACCGGAGAAACAUGAAAUGCAUGUGACUUCACAUGAUGAAAAAAUUGCUUAUAAUAUAGAUUUCCUUGUGCAACUAGAAUUCCGAUUCAAAGAUCCAGAUAGUGGUGGUGACAUGAUCAAGAAGAGGAUCAAGCCUCACUUCAUUUCAGAUAUGCAGGGUUUGUCAAGGAUUUUGUUUGCAACUUUCAUUGAGAAGAAGUUCCCAGCUUUGUCCUUUGACGAGACAGACUUAAAUGUUUACCAAGACUGUAUAUGUGUCGAAAUUGACAAAGGACCAAAGGAGACUGAAGAGUUGGAUACCAUAGAAAAAGUGAUGAAAGCAUGGAAUGCGAGAAGAGAUUUAGCUGUUUCACUACGGCGUUUAUCCAGUAUCAAGAGAGGAAUGGUCCUAUUGAAUUUACACCCAGUAAAAAUACAACAGUUCCUGGAGAACAUUUGUAUUGCCAGCCUAAAGGUAUGCAGUGUUCCAUCCAACUUUAGUUUCACGAUUCCCUUUGCUGACAUUCCAGAAUUAAAACGUAAAAUAGGACGAAAACCAGGGGGUGAACUAAAAGUGUUUAGAGAUCAUCUUUCAGAUAUUAUGAAUGCUUGCAGGUUAGAGGAGAAUGAGGAUGCACUGUUCGCAAUUAUCCUCCCGAAUCCUGAAGACAAAAGAAAACUUCCAUUUGUAUGUUACAAGAUGACAAUAAUCAAGAAAUUGCAGCAAGAGGGACCAACAGGGAUUGGGCGAUCCAUUGAUACUGAAAAUGAAGGUGUAGCUGAAACGGUACCUAAACAAGUUUAUAAUACUUCAACCACACCUCCGAGAUAUGAGACCAGCACAAAUAAUGAAAUGAAUACCCACUCUGGGAAUAAAAAUACUACAGACAGGGGAGUAGUACAACAAUCAGUAGGAAAGGGUAAUUAUAUCUCUUCAAACUAUUUAUGAUCCCAAUAUAUGAGGGAGAUAUGUAGAUUUUGUCCUGUCCAUUUGUCUGUAAUCACUCACUGAACUGCUCGUCUUAAACUACUGCUUACAUUUCAUCCAAAUUUGUAGGAAUGCUCAGUAUCAUCGCAAAUAUUGUGUAUCG
Mercenaria mercenaria is the source of this 2250-nucleotide messenger RNA. RefSeq lists its product as uncharacterized. Gene Ontology annotation, molecular function: cysteine-type endopeptidase activity. The annotation marks the transcript as partial. Lineage: Eukaryota; Metazoa; Mollusca; Bivalvia; Venerida; Veneridae. The transcript is spliced from 10 exons. The record is from RefSeq and is a predicted model, not a curated record. Gene Ontology annotation, biological process: proteolysis.